Penicillium lagena is the source of this 1503-nucleotide messenger RNA. RefSeq names its product Glycerophosphoinositol permease 1. Gene Ontology annotation, cellular component: plasma membrane. The transcript is spliced from 6 exons. The record is from RefSeq and is a predicted model, not a curated record. Gene Ontology annotation, biological process: carboxylic acid transport; transmembrane transport. NCBI's taxonomy places the organism in Eukaryota, Fungi, Ascomycota, Eurotiomycetes, Eurotiales, Aspergillaceae. Bases 1 to 1503 code for a protein of 500 amino acids. Gene Ontology annotation, molecular function: carboxylic acid transmembrane transporter activity.
AUGGCGGAAGCACAGACCUCGGCUACUGAAGAGUCUCCCAAGUCGGACCUCCAGAAUCAAAUCGCCCCUAUGGAGGCGGAUCCGUCGCCGGAGGUGUCGAGGAAACGACAAAGCCUGUCGGAUCUGUUCACCAUUUUCGCCAGUGGCUUCGCCCUCAUUAGUGAUGGAUACCAGAACAACCUGAUGACCAUGACCAAUGUCCUCCUCGCGCAAGAGUAUCCCACACAAUAUACCUCGUCGGUCAGCACGCGCGUGUCGAAUGCGUUGCUCGUGGGCGAAGUGAUCGGGCAGAUUAUCGUUGGACUGACAUGCGACUACCUCGGCCGCAAAACCGCCAUCGUCUUCACAACCCUCAUGAUCGUCUUGGGAGGCAUUCUCGCGACAGCCGCGCAUGGCGUCACGAUCGAUGGCAUGUUCUGGAUGAUGACUGUUUCGCGAGGCAUAGUUGGAUUCGGUACUGGCGGCGAGUAUCCCGCAUCCUCCACCUCCGCCUCCGAGGCAGCCAACGAUCUCACCCCGAAACAGCGCGGUCCGGCCUUCAUCCUGGUGACUAACCUGCCGCUAUCAUUUGGCGGGCCAUUUGCCGUGUCGAUUUUCCUGAUCGUGCUCUCCGCAUGUCAACAAUCGCACUAUAGCACCGUGUGGCGCGUUUGCUUCGGCAUCGGGUGCAUCUGGCCCCUCUCUAUUUUCUACUUCCGCAUUCGCAUGCUCAAUUCGACGCUGUACCGCCGCGGAGCUAUCAAGAGUCAUGUGCCCUAUGGACUGGUUAUUCGAUAUUACUGGAAGACACUGCUUGGGACGUGCGGUGCCUGGUUCUUAUAUGACUUCGUCACCUUCCCUAACGGCGUCUUCUCAGGCGUGAUCAUCUCUUCCGUAGUCGGGGACGGCACCGUCCGCCAGACCGGCGAAUGGCAACUCCUGCUCGGCGCAAUCGCAUUGCCGGGUGUAUUCCUCGGCGCGCUGCUGUGCGACCGCGUCGGCCGGAAGAAAAUCAUGAUGAUGGGUUUUUGUGGCUACCUCAUCUUCGGACUGAUCAUUGGAUGCGCCUACGACAAAGUCACGAAGAUCGUGCCGCUGUUCAUCGUCUUCUACGGGCUGAUGCAGAGCUCCGGCAACUUUGGACCGGGGAAUAUGCUCGGCCUGCUGUCGUCGGAGUCGUAUGCUACCGGUGUUCGGGGCACUUGCUACGGCAUCUCUGCGGCUGUUGGGAAGGCGGGCGCGGCUAUCGGCACGCAGGCGUUUGAGCCUAUUGAGAAUCGGCUGGGCAAGAAUUGGACGUUUAUUAUUGCGGCUAUCUGUGGUGUUGUUGGCGUGACGGUUACUUAUUUCUUUGUGCCGGACCUGACGGGGGAGGACCUGCGGGUGCGCGAUGAGCAGUUCCGCGCGUAUUUGGUGUCGAAAGGUUGGGAUGGGGCGAUGGGUGAGGAGGAUCUGCGCGCUGGGGCGGAUGAAGGGAUUCCAGCGGCGGUGGUGGACGAAGUUGAGACUGCGAAAGGGUGUUAA